GUGAAGGCCAUUGUGCCCCACGCCAGCUCUCAGAUGCAGCUGCGCACCUCGCGCGAUGCCUUGGCACACGUCCGAGACUGGGGCGAAGAGGGCGAUCGCUACGAGGUGAAGCUCUUCAUCUCUGGGCGUUAUCGCGCUGUAACCUGGUCCAAGAUCUGA
Messenger RNA from Cladocopium goreaui, 159 nucleotides. The record is from the annotation of a GenBank genome assembly. NCBI's taxonomy places the organism in Eukaryota, Dinophyceae, Suessiales, Symbiodiniaceae.